GAAUCCCUGGUCCAUUACCUUGGUCUGCUCAAGAAAUCAGCACUUAGUGAAGAAACAAUGCGUAACUGCAGAACACAACUUAGAGCCUAUUUCUUAUUUUGUAGAGCUUAUGACCUACCAGCCUUUCCGGUAACUGAGCAGGUCUAUUGGCUCUAUUUAGCCUUUCUUGUAGGUUCUUUUUCUUCAUAUAGUUCUGUUAACAAUUAUCUCAGUUGCCUUAAGCAAGUUAAUCUAUACUUAGGAGCUGAUGUCACCUUUUUUGCAUCAUCACAGAUUAAUUUUCUCAAACAGGCUGCCAAACGUGUGCUACCCAAACCAGUAGGGCGUAAAUUACCUAUUACUGUCGACAUUUUGUUAGCCAUUUUCAAGUUGUUGGAUUUUUGUCAUCCCUUGCAUGUUUGCAUGUGGACAAUUUUUCUUGUUGCAUUUUUCUCAUUGUUGCGUAAAUCUAAUUUAGUUCCUACCACAAUAGCCGAUGUUAAUAGUGCUUCAGCUACUCACUUAAGAAUUUGCGAUGUUAGCUUUCAUCAAGACCACUGUACACUCCAUGUACACAAAACCAAAACUAUUCAGUUUAGGCAGAGGGCCCUUGAAAUUGUUCUGCCAUUCAUCCCUCACUCAGUGUUAUGUCCUGUUUCCGCAUUGAAACGUCAUCUUCGCUAUGUAACCGCGGACACUGAGGCACCUUUAUUUACUAUUCAUAUCUCAACAGGAUUCAAGCCUGUUACAGGGUAUCAUUUUGCUAAAUUCCUUAAGUCUUGCAUAGUCUUGGGUUGGAUCCCACACAAUAUUCUCCCCACAGCUUCAGAAGGGGAGGUGCUACUUUUGCCUUUCAUGCUGGUGCUUCACCCUUGUUCAUUAAAUUCUUAGGGGAUUGGUCAUCAGAUGCUUAUAUGGUUUAUUUAGUUCUCAACACCACUCAAAAAACUCAAUGUCGCUAAAACCUUAGCUCAGCACAUCCGUACAACUCACGAUUAGGUCACUACCACUUAGCUUUCACUACUUCCUCAUUACUUCACACCUUGGGUUUUGGGGUCUGUCUUUUGUCAGAUUUCUUGUUUGUCAUUUUGCCAAUAAACUUGUUGAACCCAUCUUGGUGUGACAGUAAUUUGUAGAACACUGUUAUGUCUACGCUUUGAAUGUGAUCACAGGUUAUCUCGUUCGUUUUUAUUUCUUCUUUUGUGUCCUUGAUUUUUCGUUGAGGUAUGAGCGACAGGUUUUCAGCAAAUUUGUUGAAGGGAGUGUCUGUCACUGCUGAUAUGUAUUUUUCGCCCUUAAAUUGUCAAAGACGAAUGUUUUUGAUUUCAUACAAACCUUCUUCCUCAGUUUCAAUUUGUUUGUUCCAAAUCAUAAUUGGAAUACUUCCACAUUCGUCCACAAAGGAUCCUUUCUUUUUGAUAAGAUCAGUUUUGUUAGGGACAGGUUCUGCUUUGUUGUCUCCGAAAAGAACCAUGCCAUGAACUGUGAUACUUUGAUAAACUUGAAUAUCAAGAUCUUUUGUGUUCACCACUGGUGUUUCAUUAGGGACUAUGGCGAAGCUCUGGUACGGCGGAUGCAAUCGAAAGAGACUGGGUCGACUAUGCCGUCUCCCGCCAAAACUCGAAUUGAUUAAGUUUUGUGUAGUACGGCAAAGUCAAACUCGAUGUAAACAAAUCAGACUCGGCUCCAAGUUUUUUGGUUGUGGUAUGUUUAUUUAGAAGAAAUGGUUUCUUGGAAAGAAUUGAAAGAUUUUAUAGUGCUCUACUAUGACAUGAAAGUCCUCGAUGACGCCGAAUUUCUCUAACUAUACGACCUUUAGAGCCCACAAAACCUGGACUUGCCGUGUGACUUGUAUCCACAUUUCGACCUCCAAAACCGGACCGAAGAUGAAUGUGUGGCCGAAUUUCGGUUUAGGAAAACUGAUAACCCAAGGCUUUCUCAGGCUUUGCGGAUUCCUGAUGUUAUAAUUUGUCACCAAGGGACAAUUUGUGAAGGGAUUGAAGGACUAUGCAUGCUUUCGAAGUGGUUGUGCUACCCUUGCCGAUACAGCGAUAUGGUCCACUUGUUCGCUAAGCCGGUUCCUGUAUUGUGUAUGAUUACAAAUCAAGUUUUGGAUUAUAUCUGUCAAGCUCACAGCCACCGCAUUCUGCAGUAGAAUCAUCAGCAACUAAGCAAAGCCAAGCUUGAAAGAUUUGCCGAAGUUGUUCACCGAAAAGAAGCCCUACUUAAUAACUGUUUUGCUUUUGUUGAUGGGACAGUUCGCCCUAUUUGUAGGCCCGGCACUGUCAACCAGGGGUUGCUGUACAAUGGACACAAACGUGUCCAUGGAAUCAAGUUUCAGUCUGUUGUUACCCCAGAUGGAAUGAUUGCAAAUAUGUAUGGCCCUGUGGGUAGGUUGUCUUUUCUUUAGAAAAUUGAAUCUGGGGUUUAUAGGGUGAGGAGGCAACUGCAAGAACUUUAUUGGCCUUAUUGACAACCUCAACAACGUGUAAAGUCCACAAGAGGUCAUGCAAGAUCGUGAUGCCGAGGUCCUUUACAGAACUCACUGAGCUUAGACGUUCUCCACAUGGGACGAAGGAGUAAUGUGGGACAGGUUUAUCACGAUUAUGUGUAACUCGCAUAAUUUCACAUUUCUUCGAAUUGAAGUUUAACUGCCAGACCUCAGACCAAUUUCUAAGGUGGAAUAAGUCGGACUGAAGGAUGCUUGUGUCUCUAGCUAUGUCUGAGAUCUCUCUGUAAACCUUGGUAUCAUCUGCAUACAGUUUAACCGUUGAUGAGAUACUUGACGAGAUGUCAUUCACGUAUAAAAUGAAUAAGACGGGUCCGAGGAUUGUUCCUUGGGGUACUCCACAUAAAACUGGAGACCAGGACGAGCAAGUACCACCCAGGACGACGCGUUGCAUCGGACCGGUUAAAAAAUUACGAAACCACUGGAGAGCACUGCCGUCGAUACCGUGACGCUUAAGCUUGAAAAGAAGACGCUCAUGCAGUACGCUGUCAAACGCCUUGGAAAAAUCCAAAAAGGCGAUGUCAGUUGGCUUUCUGUUGUUGCGUGAUUUCGCCCAAUCAUCGUAACAAGAAAGAAGCUCCGAAAGCAUUGAUCGGCCCUCCACGUAAGCGAACUGGUUCGGGUUGAGGAUAUUUAUGUCUCGCCAAAAAUCCAUCCCUCGAGACUUAACGAUUUUCUCCGCGAUCUUGCACAUUAUUGAUGUUAAUGAGAUCCGGCGAUAAUUAUUCCUGUCAGUCUUACUGCCUUUUUUGAACAAAGGUGUGAUGUUAGCGAGUUUCCAAAGAUGUGGCAAUUUGCCUGUUGAAAAUGAUUUGUUAAAGAAAAAACACAGAGGUGAUGACAAAAUACUCGCACAUUCCUUUAGAAUGCGAGGUGGUAAGUUGUCAGGUCCAGGCGACUUCCUUUGUGUUGCAAAGAAUGUUUGAAAGUUUACAAUUGGUGACAUAUUCAAAUUCGGGGAAGUUAUCGCAGUCCUCUGAUGUAAACACAGAGGAGAAAAAGUCAUUCAUACUUUCAACAAUGCUGAGAUCAUUUGAGAGGUAAAAGAUCAUUUGAGAUAUAAAUAUAUACAAAAUAUUUUCAGUUCGUAAUAAAUAUAUCAAUGAACAAAUAAAUAGUUUCAUUUUUCCUGAAUUGUCAUAGUUACCAGAAAAGUGAAUGAAAUAUUCCUGUGAGACCCUUGAUGCUUCAAUGUUCUUUUAACAAAAUGUUAUAGGACUUUUUCACUUAUCUGACUGAACUUUAACACUCUUCUUAUCCAUGAACUUUGUUUCAGAGGGACGAAAGCAUGCUUGCUGAGUCUCACCUUUUGGAUGAUCUCCGUCAGUAUGCCUUCAACCUGGCUGGACAACCACUUUGUAUUUACGGGGAUCCUGCUUACCCCAUCCGUGUACAACUUCAAUGUCCAUUUAGAAAUGGAGUUUUACCCCACAGAUGGAAGCUUAUGAUACUGCUAUGAGCUCAGUGAGAACAAGUGUGGAGUGGCUGUUCAGAGACAUAAUAAAUUACUUAAAGUUUCUGGACUUUAAAAAGAACUUAAAUUUGGGACUGAGUGAUGCAGGGAAAAUGUACGUCGUCAGUGCUAUUCUUAGAAAUUGGCUAACAUGUCUAUAUGGAAACACAACCUCAGAUUUUUUCCAGUGUAAUCCUCCCGACCUUGAAACUUAUUUGGCAUAAGUGCUACAGUUUAGGCUAAUUGUUUUGAAAAUGAUCUUUAAUAAUUCAAGCAUUAUGGUUUUAUGGUGUAAAUUAGCAACACAGCAAUGAAACCAAGAGCACUUACACAUUCUCAGAAGUUUUGCUGGAUUUAAUGAGAAUUGUUGGAAACAUGUUGGGGUCACAGCAUCAGUUCUCAAGGGUGACAAACCUCAACAUACUAUGUAUACCUCAAGAUUUUGAUUAUUUUUACCACACUAGAUUCUGUAAAGGCAUAUCACACUUGCAUUUAGAAACUGUAUGUCAUGUAAUGAUUCAGUCUUAUAAAAAAUGCUGUAGAGUUGAUCUCACAUAUGACUCCUGUUAAAAUUGUAUUGCUUUUGAGACUGUCAGUAAAAGAUCAGCCUUUUGCAAAUAAAGAUAUGAACUUGAAAAAUGUGAUACCCGAUGAGAAAAGCCUUUGUUUUGAUCUUUGGCCAUGAAUUCAUGCAAAAACACAAAAGUAGUUUUUGCUUAAAUUCGAGGUUAGUUAUGAAAACAAGAGCCAUAUUUCUUUAUAUGUUUUCUGUCUUAUGGGUGAAAUUUUUUUUUGACCAACAUUGGUUGUUUUAACCUUUUAAAAAACAAAUUUAAAAACAAAUAUAAAAUAAAGGCACACUCUGAUGACCUUCCAUGGAAAUCCAAAAUGAAUUACCUUUACAAUACAGUAGCUGACUCCAAAAGACAACUUUGCUACAAUACUUGGAAUGAUUUCACAUCCCUAUUAAUCUAACACUUCUUGCUGUAAAACUAAGCUGGAAUGAAACUGAUCUUUGACGUUUUUGAGUCACUCUUUUAAAAAGAGUUUUUCCAAAACAGACAUCAAUGCCUGACUUUGCUGUGCCGUUAACAUCUGCAGGUGUUGAUUCUGUUUCUGCUGUUGAGCCUGCUGUUGGGUCAUUGCUUGCAAGAAGGAUUGCUGCUGGGGCAACAUUGCUUGAAAUUGAGCAGCUUUGGUUUCUUCUUUUUUCCUUAUGUUUAGCUCUUCUUCUCGGAAUGCCUUGUCUGAUUCAGCCUUCUCCUGCAUAAACUGGAGGGCCUCAUUACUGCUUCUCCUGGAUUUCCUUUCCUUUGGCUCUUAACCGUCUUCAGAUUUUCGUUUCUUUGUUUGCCCCAUCCGCUCCAAAGAUUGGUUUCUGAUAUCUGCUGCUGUAGCCUUCUCCUGACCUUUCUUUUCACUAGCUUCUGCAAUAGCAUCUCUUUCUCUUUCUGUUAUGUCCUAAAGAAGUAUAUCAAGCUCAUCUUGUUCUGGAACAGAAAUUCCAGAUGCAGUUAAUUCUGUUUUUCCAUUUUCUUUCAAUCUGCCUUGGAUCAGGUUAAAUCUUUUCCCUGACUGCUCGCUGAGAUAAAUUAGAUUUAAUUCUCACAGUUUUGGCACCCUCUCAGACUCUUGCCAAUUUCAUCCCACAGACGCCCUGCUUCGUUUGUUCCCUUUUUGUGUAUAUCAACCUCUAGGCCAAGAACUUCUCGGGAAAGAAGGAUAUCAUGCUCCCCUGUCCAUUGCCUUGCUAAUAAAGAUAAAAAGAAUAGAAAACAACCAUUUCUGUCCGUGCAAAAACAGCAACCUUUGACACUGGAAUUUUACGAAAAAUAAAGGAUAUCAUCAUAUAACUGGGCAUUGGUACCACUUCUUAUGAAGUGAGGGUUUCCUUUUUUACUCAAGAUUUUGGGUAAAAAAUAAGCAUAAAGUUUUCCUCUGCUUCUAUGCAGAAGUGGGAUGUCUCUUCUGAGUUGACAGAUCAAAUGGAAACUGCUGGGCUCGAAAUUCAGCCUGAUACAUUGUCAUUAAAUAUGCGUACAAUUUUUGGUUUAGUUUUACGAAUAUUAUUUUUUUCAGAUCCGGAGAAAACCUACUCUCACGACUUCAAGACAUUCUAGAAUUUCCAUUACAUGUAUAUACUGGCCGGCCUAGAUUUGAUUAAGAGUGGAUUUGUAAUUUCAACACGUUCCACUAGAAGACGUAGAUGUAUAAGUGUAAAAUUGGUUUGUCUUAUUUAAGCCCUCAAAAAGAUGUUUUAUGAAUGCUAACGCACUCUAACAAAGUUUUUGUCAUUAUUCGGGGAUAAAUUUCAUGAGAGAGAGACUGCUUAUCAUCAAAACAAAGUUCCGAAAAAGGGCAAACUCAACAACCAAGUCAAGUGAUUUUGUGAUAGAUUUUAUUCGAAACCAAUAGAUCUCUACAGUAAUGGGCUUCUAUUCCGAUACACUUGCCAAAAACCAUAGGGUUCCACAAAGUAACGGGCUUCUAAACCGAUACACGUGCCUUCAACAAAAUUACAAUUCUCUAAAUCGAAAAAACUACUCCGUUCAAAGUUUCACAUGAUCGCGUGUUCGAAACGUGAUCGGCUGCAUCUAAUAUCAAAAAAUGUCACGCGCAAAAUGUAACACAAAACUCCGUGACAGAUUUCACUCAGCUAAUCGACGGAAAAUAAACAAAAUGAAAUCGAAAACAUUAUUCUUCAUGAUCCAACCAACCAUUGAUAUUCCAGAUGUUACUCGUUCUACAUUAAGCUGCAUGAAAUUUCGCUAAACGUCAGUGUUUUGGAGACUAGAAGUGAGCAAGAGUGAAUAAAAACAACUUCGAACUUACGAUGCUUGCGACGUGUGCUUGUCCGACUGGUCCAUCUUUCGGCUUCACUCAGAACGAGUUAUUUGCUAAAAAACGUAAUAAAUCCAAAAAACUAUUAAAAUAUUGUAAAAUGAACGUUUUUAUGCCAUCUGUUCAUUUUAACGAGUAAAGAUUCGAUGAAAAUGCAUUGUAGUUUACUCACGUAGUGAACACUCCCUCAACUCGGCAUGUUUGCCGUACCAGACAGCCAUCCUAUGGCAGGAAAGCUUGCUUGGACCACAACAAGUGACGUCAUUGGAAGUAAUCUUUCACACUUUUGCCGUACCAGAGCCUCGCCGUAGUGGAUCUUAAAGUCGCUAUUAUCAGCGGCUUCUGCUGGUUUUAAAGCAUCGUUGAUUUGUGUAGCUGUGUUCACCCAAAUUACAUUGUUUUCUGUUUCAUGGAAGGAAAACUUUGUUACUUUGCAUGGUAGUCCACUUCUGACUCUGCUUACGACAGAUGCAGGAAACAUAAUUGUUACUGAAAAGCGUCCACAAGUUCCUUUGGGAUUGGCUGUAUUUACUUUUCUAACUGGAGUAGAUAGCGCACCAGUAGUACAAUGCAAUGAGUCGCUAUCUAACAUCUCUUCCGGAACAUUUUGUGUGUGUGAGUGAUAAGACUUCACAAAAAUAUUGGCCAACUACAAACUGCACCAAAUAUACUUACAAAUGUCAAAGUACAGAUUUGAUUAGACUUCAAUGUAUUAAAAGUCAGCAUGAUAGCAGUCUUGGAGGACACAAACAGAGGAAGUGAAUGAAUGCGAUAUCAACAGAACCACAAAAGCAGCCACAUAGUACUGUGCAAGAGAGCAAGAAAUGUGUACCUCUUCCGUGCAACCCCAUCAUAAAAAGUACUUUUAUUGCAGCUUUUUACUGUUCAAAUUUCAAAAAGUCCAAAAAACAGCAUUCUAAAUCUCAUAACUUCUUAAAAGGGUUAUUUCUGUCAUUAUUCCCAUAUUAACAACAGCAUGUAGACUUUGCAUAAUAAUUGAACAAACUCGAGGUGCCUAAGUCAAGGUCCUAACACAGGCAAUAAUCCAUAAAAACAUGUUAACCCUCCAAUCAAUGGAUGAUAAGAAACAUAAAAAAGGGUCCUGUAUGUUAUAACACUUGAAUGAAAAUAAAAUAAACCAGUCAUAAAACAGUUGUUUUGUUAAGAUUUGGAAGGAAAUGUGAAUGCAGACUAUAGCUGACUUAGGCCCAUCAUCUUGCAGUAGUCAUUGUGUGCAUGUACAUCAAUAAAGCCGGUUAUCCCUACUGAUGAACAAUUUCCACAGCAGAAAUAAAACUCCAUGCUGUCGGCAUUCAUAAUCACAUUUGUUGCUAUUUCAGAAUCGUAUAAAGAGUAGCCAGAUCCCUGUAUAUCUAGUAGGAUGAGUUGUUUGUUGGAUGAUGCAUAUAUGUAGUGAACCAGACACUGCUUUUGCAAACAAAUCUUUUAAAGCAUCAUCUGCAUCCUCAAGUAGUUUAGCUUUCUCACCAUCAUUAUUUAUCAAUUUUGCAAAAUGGUUCUUGUACAAUUCCUCCACUGUAGCAGGUUGCUCAUUUAUUGUGGUGACGCACACAUGGUCGUACUGAAAAAAAUCUCCUAUUCCUUUUGGAGCCUGUGACUUGAACUUCGUUGUUAAGUGCCUGGCUACCUCAUGUAUUUCAACGUGUUUGCGGCAAUGGCUCUCGUUAUUUUUGUAACAAAGAGAGAGCCAAUUGCUUCUUUGGAUUUAUCAUUGUACAUUUUGAUAAGCCAGUGAUUUGCAAUGUUUGGGUUGGUGGAUUUUCAAGUUAGCAUACAGUGGUAAGCAUCACAGAAUCCACUUGAGGAAAACUUCUCUGAAUCUGCUGUAUACUCAACUUCCAUUGCAUCUGUCCAUUGUCUGUUCAAAGUUCAGGAAUAAAGUUUUUUGCAACAGGUUGAACAAUCUCUCCAGAAUCCAGUAAUGAGGCAAUGAAUACAGAUGCAGAAAACUUAGUUACUAAAAGGCUUCCAUAACUUGCUUUGAGAUCGCCUGCAUUUGCUUUUCUCACUAGAGCAGAUAGCGCGCCAGUAGUACAAUGAGUCAUUAUCAAACAACUCUUCCUGAACAUCUUGUGUGCGAGAGUGAUAAGAGUCUUCGCAACAAUGUUGGCCAACUACAAACUGCACCAAAUAUACCUACAAUUAACAAAGGACAGAUUUGAUUUGACUUCAAUGUAUCAAAGGUCAGCAUAAUAGCAGUCUUGGAGGACACACACAAAAGAAAUGAAUGAAUGUCAUAUCAACAGAACCACAAAAGUAGCCAAAUAGUAUUGUACAAGAAAGCAAGAAAUGUGUACCUCUUCCGUGCAUUACUUGUGGUUUUGUGGUGUUUGGGGGUUAUUUUGGAGUGAUUCCAGUGCAUUUUAAGUGCAUGCAUGAUAUACACUUUAAUACAGAGAGGACAGCAAGGAACCCAAAACUCGUUUCAAUGACCCUUAAAUGGUCCCAAACACCACUAGUAAGGCAGGAGUCCCUGGGCAAGCUCUUGCAUUUACAGUGAUAGGCAACACGGCAUUUAGAUGUUGGCAGCUUUUAAGGGGCUUGGGCAACCUGUGCUUGAAAUAACAUGUGCAACCAAGGAAGAUUUAGAGCUUUAG
Porites lobata is the source of this 9400-nucleotide messenger RNA. The record is from the annotation of a GenBank genome assembly. NCBI's taxonomy places the organism in Eukaryota, Metazoa, Cnidaria, Anthozoa, Scleractinia, Poritidae.